CGUGGGUAAUGUCCGGAAUCAACGCCCGGAAGAGCAGCCCGACACCUGUCACGUGACGGGGAGGUUCUUUACAAGAAAAUGGCGAAAUUUGAGGAGCUACGGUCAAGCUCAGCCUGACUGGUCAUCUGUCACAUCUCAGCCUUGCCACUGCCAUGUUCUCCCAAUGUUAAAUCUGACACGUCUGGCAUUAUUCUCAACAUUGUAGAUGCAUAACGGUCACAUAGAAUAAGGAUUUGUAAGAAAAAAGAAAAUAUGCACGUAUGAGCGAUCAAGCAUGGACCAUAUCAUUAAGGAGUCUGUUAUCAAGUUUCAGAGUGUCCAAGCUACAAGUGUUGCUGGGCUUUGCCAGACGAAACAAGAGUGGUUGCAAGCAUGAUCUCCUUCUGAGGGCCUCACAGCUCCUAAAGAACGCCUCCUGUUGUCCCGCGGUGCAGAUCAAAAUCAAGGAACUUUAUCAACUUUAGACACUAGUCCCCCCGGCUUGACCCCACAUCAAGUCUGUGUUCUUCUCGGCUUUGGGGGGCAGUGGUGUUGUCUCCUGGUACCCUGAUUCUCUGCUCCUCUCUGGUGAUUCUCUGCUCCUCUCUGGUGAUUCUCUGCUGCUUGGCGAGGAGUCCAAUCAGGAGCUCAGGAUGAAUCUGCAGCAGCCUGCCCCCCUAAUCCCCCCCGUACACCCAGAUGUCCAGAUGAGGGCUCUGCCAUUCUAUGACGUGUUGGAUGUCCUCAUCAAGCCCUCCAGCCUUGGUCAGUGUCUCCCUGGAGCCAGUACCGUUCAGAGAUACCACCAGGAGAAGUACUUCAUCUUUGCCUUGACACCUCAACAAGUCAGGGAGGUGUGUAUCUCCAGGGACUUUCUGCCUGGUGGCAGGAGGGACUACAUGGUCCAGAUCCAAAUGAGGUUCUGUCUGUCAGAAACCAGUUGUCCUCAAGAAGACAACUACCCCACCAGUCUGUGUAUUAAAGUAAAUGGGAAGCUGUUCCCCUUACCGGGUUACGCCCCACCCCCUAAGAAUGGAGUGGAACAGAAGAGACCAGGAAGACCUUUAAACAUUACCUCAUUGGUCAGAUUGUCUUCUGCAGUGCCCAAUCAAGUCUCAGUCACAUGGGCUCCCGAAAUUGGAAAGACGUACUCCAUGUCCGUCUACCUGGUGAGGCAGCUCACAUCACCUCUGCUGUUGCAGAGACUCCGAAUGAAAGGCAUCAGAAACCCUGACCACUCAAGAGCACUGAUAAAAGAGAAGCUGACCGCAGACCCCGACAGUGAGAUUGCCACGACCAGCCUCAGGGUGUCUCUCAUGUGCCCCCUGGGGAAGAUGCGUCUGACCGUUCCGUGUCGAGCAGUCACCUGUUCCCACUUGCAGUGUUUCGACGCAGCACUCUACCUGCAGAUGAAUGAGAAAAAGCCCACCUGGAUCUGCCCAGUCUGUGACCAGAAGGCUGCCUACGAGAGCCUCAUCAUUGAUGGGUUGUUCAUGGAGAUUUUGAACGACUGUUCGGACGUGGAUGAGAUCAAGUUCCAGGAGGACGGGACCUGGUGCCCGAUGAGACCAAAGAAAGAGACUGUCAAUGUGUCCUCAACCUGUAUCCCAAAAAUAGAACCACGGCAGAGUGCUGUUGUACCUGCCCACAGCGAGCCCAGCUCAACCAAUAAGAAGGCAGACGUGAUCGACCUUACUCUGGAGAGCUCUUCAGAGGGCGAGGAAGAGGAGGAGCCUGAUCCGCCACUCAAGAAGAGAUGCCUCUACAUGUCUAAGACUGAGGAAGUGCAUAACAAGGGAGUAUUGACCUACCAGCCGUCAACAGUGCGCAUGCCAAACGUACAGUCCCUGGACAACUACCUGGCGCGCUCGCUAGCUGACUACACCCUCCCCUACCAACACCCCUCCCUGUCCAGCAUCCCCACAGACAUGCAGAGUUUGGAUCUGUUCUCGCUUAUUCAAGGCGAGCAGCAGCAUUACCGCCCCCCCACGUUCCUCGACCACCUGAACAGCAACCUGCAGAGUGCCACCACUAGCACCGCCCUGGUGUCCUCCUCUAGCCAGUACGAGCCCCACCACCCCACCACCAGCUCCUCCCACGAGACGGGCGUCAUCACUGGGGGAGGGUCCAGCAGCAUCUCAGACAUCAUCUCGUUGGACUGAUUCUCCUGUCCUGGAAAGCUCAUUGGGCUGAUUCUCCUGUAACUCAGGGAAGCCACCUAUCAAGAGCCCGUUCAUGGAGGUCCCAAAUGCUUUCCUGUUUCCUAUGUUGUGAACUCUAGAUUUGGUCUUUCAGCCUUAAGUUGUGCGUUCUAUAGGAAAUUAGGCUGAUAUUAGUGACCACGCCCACGGGCCCACCUCACUGGCCCAGGCCUGGUCUCGUGUUCUUCAUCCCGCCUCCCCGGGCCAGGCCUGGUCUCGUGUUCUUCAUCUGAAUUGGUGUCUGAUCAUUUGGGAAAUAUGCCAAAGGACAUUUCUGUGUGCCAGUGGCAAUGGGACUUAAAAGGGCCAAUAAAUGCAUUUCUUUCAGCAGAUCAGAAAUAAUAACAGGAUAUGAGACAAGGGUGGAGAAGCGAAGGAUUGUGGGACUUGAUGACUGAGCUGGCCUCAACACACCUCUGACCUACUGUGGAAGGGUGGGGACUGUUCUGUUUUUUUACACAAAAUGACAACUGAUUUUUACAAGUCUGUCGGUUUUUACAUAAUCGCCUUUUCCAUUGGAUGAACUGAGGCGGUUGAAGGUUUUGAUUGGUUGAAAUGACUGUUUGUCAGUACCUGGGAGGUGUUAUCUCAAGGCAGCUCACUGUUGUUUUACUUACAGAUUGAUAGUGGACUUCCCCUUCGGUCACGGCAAUAAUCGUUUUCCAGACCUACCAUACUUUGAACUGAGGCUGAAGUGUGUCUGAACAUGGGUGUGUUGGAAGGUAGUUCUUAGGUUUUUCUCCUGAGGAACUCUUCUGGUUUUGUUUUUUUGUACAAAUUAUCAACAUGUAAAUGGGUGCCAAGAGUGCUCAAAGGCCAUCUUUCCCAAAAAUUUUAAGUUUAAUGUCCUUUUGUUUUAUGUUGUGUGUAUCACAUGAUUAUUCCUUUCGGCAAUCUUCUAGUAUUUCGUUUAUUUUAUGUACAUUUUUGUUAAUAUUAAUAUUCAGUUAUUGGCCCAGGAGAGUCUACAUUUUAACCUUACAUUUUAUGUGUGGAAGGUUAAGCAGGAUAUGUGAACACAUUUAUAUCCUUGUUCACCGAACCAACUAAUUUAUCUUCCUUUUUUGUACUGCUUUGUUGAACAGCUAAAAACAAUCAGGGCCUGAAAUGGUGAAUUGUAUUUCAUGUAUAAAACCCAUAACUUGACACUAAAAUGUGGGUUUGCAGGUUUAAAUUUAGGAAUAAUAUUUUGGCCAGUUAGGUUAUACGUUCUCAGCUUUGUAUGAGUUCUUUAGACCAGUUCUCAAGUCAGUUUGGGAACACAAAAUACUCCUUGUGUUCACCUGUUGUCCCAGGUCUAAUUUACCCCUUAUUACAGGGCUAGAAUAAUAAUCAGCAGAUCUCUGUCCUGCAAGCUGGAGUUAAGAGAUACUAGUAAUUACUCCUAAAGGGGACUUAGUCAAUGGUGGAUAUAAACCCUGGAUUGCUGUUGCUGGACUCCAAACACAAAGUAAACUGCGCCUACUCACUGUCCCUCAGGGGAAUCCAGAUCCAAACAGGUGUAUUUUUCAGAAUCUGGUUCUUCUGCCAUUGAUUUGUGAGGACCCAAAAUUCAGUGUGAGCUUAUUCAAUCAUCUGAGGACAAGUUUCACAUUUAAUCAACAUAACUACAUUCUUGUGUCUGACUCAAACCUCAUUGGUCACUCCUGGUGAUGUACUGAGCUAGUUGGUGAACUAUUUAGCACAUUAGUUAACUCCAAUCAUCAGGUACAUUUGCGGAAAACGCAAUAAAAGGAUGGAGGGUGUGCGGGGCUAUUCAGCCCCCCCAACCCAGUUCCAAUAUUUUAUAGCCACCUCAAAUCAACUUAUUUGGACCUGGUACACCAGGUGGGUGCAAUUUAUGACGAGGUAGAACAGAAAACCAGUAGUCUCCGGUCCCUGGUUGGGUAAGGGUUGAAUAGCCUUGGUAAGGUUCAGGGGCUGUCUACAUAGUGCUCACUGGACACAGAGAGGCUCUGAAGCCACUGGUCGGCCAUUUUGGCCCUCUGAGUAGGAGCACUCCUCCAUAUGAAGGAUUUCAGGAAUACAGUAUUUUAACCCAAUGUUUCAAAUAACUGGGACAGUAACCUCUAAAUUAUCGUUUCACUUUUGAAUCAUUUAUACUUUAACAGCUGUAAUGUUUAGUUCACUAUAAAACAAUGAUGCAUUUCAAUAGCAGUGGGGUGUUAAAAUGGCUUAACGGUGGUGUAAAUAUUCUGCAGUCAUCCAGGUUUUUUCCAGGGUUUAUACAUCAUCGGGCCUGCCUAAGAAAAUAUUUGUCUUGCAUUAGAUCCAGUUGGGUAAUUAUUUUAAAAAAAAAUUGUUUUGGGAAUAUCAGAUUAAGGGAAUAGAAGUUUUGGUAAUUUACCCUGAAUAAAGCUGCAUUGCUCUGCUUAUUACAGUUAUGUCACUAUGUGGGAAGAAAUUGAUUAAUGUAAGUAACGGACACAUUUCACCACGCUGUCAUGAUGUAAACAAAACAAACAAGGUGCUAAUUUUUUUUAUUUUCCUGCAGGAUAUCACACACUUAAUAAAUCUAUAUCCUUUU
Molecule: messenger RNA, 4707 nt
Organism: Esox lucius (northern pike)
Lineage: Eukaryota; Metazoa; Chordata; Actinopteri; Esociformes; Esocidae
Gene: pias2
Product: protein inhibitor of activated STAT, 2
Exons: 14
Coding region: 633-2141 (502 amino acids)
Biological process (GO): protein sumoylation; regulation of transcription by RNA polymerase II
Molecular function (GO): transcription coregulator activity; zinc ion binding; SUMO ligase activity
Source: RefSeq, a predicted model, not a curated record